AUGCAUCUGGAGCAUCAACUGGCGUCGAAGUUCAACAUGACCGUUUGGAUCGAGUCAUUCGAUACGCCCGCUUGUAUGGCUUCGGACUUGAAGCGGCGGGCCAAGAGCGAGUGGUGGUUGCUGGUCACCAGUCCCUGCAUGGUGGCGUCAAAGCUGCCAAACGAGGGGGCCUUGAGAAGACAGCCGGGCCGCGCCCCAACAAGGGCUUCUUUUGUUCGACCAGUGGAGGAGCGAUUGAUGGAAGUGCCGGUGGCGCGAAUCACGGCUGCCUGCCAUGCCUCGUUUCAUGCCUGUAGGAGUCGGAUUCGACAAUGA
Molecule: messenger RNA, 315 nt
Organism: Purpureocillium takamizusanense
Lineage: Eukaryota; Fungi; Ascomycota; Sordariomycetes; Hypocreales; Ophiocordycipitaceae
Exons: 1
Coding region: 1-315 (104 amino acids)
Source: RefSeq, a predicted model, not a curated record